Molecule: messenger RNA, 1914 nt
Organism: Ectocarpus siliculosus
Lineage: Eukaryota; Phaeophyceae; Ectocarpales; Ectocarpaceae
Source: the annotation of a GenBank genome assembly
AUGGCGGGAAACAGCGGCUUACAGCGGAACCUGGGCGCCCUGCUGGAGUGGAUGAUCUCCACUAACAGGGUGACAGUCCCUGACCCCCCGGCGAUGUCCGAGGCGGCGGGGGCGGCGGCGGCGGCGUCAGCAGCGGCGGCCGGCGCCGAUGCAGCUGCCACCGCGUCCGCCCUGAGCGCGCGGUUUCUUAAGGAGUGGGAGGCAGCUGGCUGCCCCGGCCGCCCCUCCCCUACUAGUACGGCAGCUGGGCAGAAGGGGAAGCGGACGUUCGACCACGCCAUGUCUACGCACAGCUUGUACACGAGGCACGCGGGUGGAGCGGCGGCAGGGGCGGCGGCCGCAGGAAAAGGGAACGGCGCGGCGGCGGCCGGGGGGGGAGCAAGACGGGGUUCUCCCAUGAUCGAGAGCAAGGGAACGUUCGCGAAAAAGAUGAGGAAAGCAUCGCCGGCAGACCGCUCGCCGGGGAAAGACCUGGAGUCUUGCGAGGCACCCGAAUGCAAGGACUUCGCCAGGUUCGCCCCUCCCGCGUCGCUUUCCCCGACGCGCUGCUCUCGGCACGCCGCGGGCGGCAUGAUAGCGAAGGCGAAGCCCCGGAAGGCGUGCGACGUUUGCACCGCGCGAAAGACAAGGUGCGACUCUGUGCGGCCUACGUGCGGCACGUGCGCCGCCCAGUUCGCGACCUGCAGGUACAGCGCGAGGCUGAAGUCCGGGCCAAAGGUCUCCAUGCUAGGGCAGGCCAGGCAAGAACAAGAACACCGCGCGGCGGAGCCGUCCGCUGUCGGUGCCGGUGGCGAGCAGCAGCAACUCGAGGGUAGUGCCGCCAUCGGUGACGUGGCGGCUGAGGCGGCGGCCAGCAACGGCGCCGAAGUGCAGCCCCUCAUCCCCCCGUCCAUGCUCCUGGCCGCUUUCUCGCAAGACCAAGCCGCCGUCGCGGCUUCAGAGGCGGUGGAAGCCGGCGCCGCGGCCGCUCCCGCGCCCCUGCCCACGGAGGCCGGGGCGGCUGGAACGGGGGCGACGGUGACAACAGCAGCGGCCGCAGGCGGGGGAGGCGAAGUGCCGGUGGAACAGCUUCCCCUCAGGUCCCCAUCCCAGGGGCUGAACCUGCUGCUGCUGUCGCAGGAGCUGCAGGAGGCGGCGGGAACGCCGAGGCCUUCCGCGGGGGCGCCGGUGUCUUCGACGAAGACCCCGGCCGAGCGGAGUGGGUCGAGCGAGAACGGGCGGGGGAGGGACGCGGGCUCCAAGCCGGCGGGCCCCAAGCCGCUGCGGACCUCGUGCGACAGGUGCACGAUGCGCAAGAUCAAGUGCGACGGGAGGGAGGGCAAGUGCCAAAGGUGCGACAGAGAUAACCAGUUCUGCCACUACAGCCUCAAGUCCAAGUCAGGCCCCAAGCCCAACUCCAUCCGCAGGAAGUCGUCGCCUACGCCCCCAAGGGAAAGGAGUCGUCCCUCGCCCUUAUCCUUAGCCAAUCUACCGCCGGGUCGCAUCCGCGGCGCCCCCGGUAGGGCGGCACCGCCUCUGACUUGGAGGCCUUCUCCGGCGGCGAGGUCCUCGGCGGCGGCAACAAGCUCGAUAAGAAUGGGAGGGGCAGAUCUGCGAGCCAGACGGUAUUGCAGGGGCGAGGGGCCCGGUGCCGCAGAAGGAGCCGGAAAGGGGCCGGCGGUUAGCGGCGCUGUUGUUGGCGGUGGUGCCACGGAGCCUCGCGUCCCCGUCGGCGGCGUUGCUGAUGCCGCGGAGGCCGGUGGCAGGGGGAGCGCCGGUGCCGGCGCGGGUGUUGGUGGCGGCCGCGGCAUGUUUUCCUCGGCUGCCGGCAUGGACGGGGGCGGCGGCGGCGGCGGAGCCAUGGCUGGGCCUGGUUCCACGAAGGGUCACAGCGAGGCGGUGGAAGCCUCGAGGAAAACCGGUAUGGUCUUCUGA